CGUUCUUUAGUCUGAUCACAGAAUGACAGCGGCAGGAUAACCGGUGACUAUUGAACCCGACCUAGUCUGUGGAGUCCGAAGAUGCACUUUAGGGUCUAAUUUUGGACUUAAUUUAGUAGUGUAACGGAGAUUAAUAUCUGUCCUAGACGCACGAAAAACAACUUCCCUUUAUAUGCGGCACAUUUAUGAAAUAGACCAAAAACUUGACGCGGGUUUUCGCAGAAUGAUUCAGUGGAUGUGAUCUUAUGAGCGACGGCGGCAGCGCAACAGGACGCGGUUCAUCUGGUUCAUCUAUGAUUUAUCAUACUGCCGUUAUGAUGGUGUGACUCAGUGGUGAAACUGAAGCUGCUCAGGUGAGAAGCAUCGGCGUCUCCUCUCCCUGACACCUGAGAUGGCCAUCAACAUCAGCGGCUCCAUGCGUGAUUCAGACGGCCUGUCGGUGUUGGAGCAGCUGGGUUUGGACCAGAACUCGGAUCUGUCAGACUCCAGCGUUCAGCAGCGUCUGGACGAGCAGCGCGAGAGGAUCCGGAGGGAGAUCCGGAAAGAGCUGAAGAUCAAAGCGGGAGCGGAGAACCUACGGCGGGCCACGACUGACAAACGCAACGCCCAGCAGGUGGAGAGCCAGUUACGCAGCUCCACGCGCAAACUGGACUCGCUGCACACUCAACUGCAGGAGCUGGACGCACACAUCGUCAUCAAGGGCCACGAUGACAGCAAAGAUGACCUUCAGUCUCUUGGGUCGCUGAGUCGCUCCUCAGCCAAUCAGGACAGGAUUAAGGCUCUGGAGCGACAGCUCAACAUCGAACUGAAGGUCAAACAGGGGGCAGAGAACAUGAUCCCCAUCUACGCCAAUGGGGUUACCAAGGAUAAGAAGAUGCUCCAGUCAGCUCAGCAGAUGUUGCAGGACAGUAAGACGAAGAUCGACAUCAUCCGAAUGCAGAUCCGUAAAGGCGUACAGGCCACCGAACAGACCGACGAUACUCAGGCAGGUAAGCCGGAUCUGUGUGGUAUGGAGCUGCGUAUUGAGGAGCUCUGGCAUCAUUACCGCGUGGAACACGCCAUGGCCGAGGGAGCCAAAAACAUGCUGAGACUUAUGGGAGCUGGGAAAGCACAGGACAAGAAAGCCAUUGCUGAGGCUCAGAGUCGUCUGAGUGAAGCGUCCCAGCGGUUGGAUCUUCUGCGGGUGUCGUUGGAGCAGCGCUUGGGGGAUCUGCCGGAGGAACACCCGAAAGCCUGUCUGAUUAAAGAGGAGCUGGUGCUGGCGUCGUCCUCGGCCUUCAGCUCUCGUCACAGCGCCCCCUAUGUCCACAACCAGUACAGCACCCUCUGCAAACCCUCGCCACUCACCGGGACGCUGCAGGUGCGUCUGCUGGGGUGUGUGGGGCUCCUGGAGAUCGUCCCCGGUCGCAGUCGCUCGUCCCCGCUUGUCCUACCUCACUUCAGUCCAGGAGACGCGCGGCCCUUCAAACUCACUCUGAGCAGCAGAACCAGCAGCUUCAGCCUGAAGAUCCCCAGCAAGAGUGAAGACCUGUCCGGGGAGGUGAGCGCUGUGUUGAAGCUGGAGAACUGUGUGGUGGGACAGACAAGCUGGAAGAGUGUUGGUGAACAGACCUGGAAUCAGAGCUUCACUCUGGAGCUGGAGAGAUCCCGAGAGAUGGAGAUCGCGGUGUACUGGAGGGACUAUCGCUCGCUCUGCGCCCUGAAGUAUCUAAAGCUGGAGGAUUUCCUGGAUAACCAGAGACACCGCAUACAGCUGGAACUGGAGCCACAGGGACUUCUGCUGGCCGAGGUGAUGUUCAUCAACCCUGUGAUCGAGAGAGGUCCACGUCUGCAGCGCCAGAGGAAGGUGUUUUCUAAACAGCAGGGGAAAGCAUUCCUGCGCGCUAAACAGAUGAACGUAGACAUGGCCACGUGGGUCCGGCUGCUAAAGAACGCCAUUCCCAUGAGCUCGUCCACACACAGCUACACACAUCACAGCCACACACACAACAGCAGCGAGAUUUCCAUUCAGAAGAUCCAACAGGACGACGACUCUCCACCGUCUGUGACCAGGAAAAACACACAGGGGUCCGAGACGGUGGACAUUGGGCUGGUGCCGGAGCCGGCCUCUCCUCCUGAUCCCGCUCCUCCUGUGAGGACUGUCAGGAGCACUUCCCAUAACUCCCAGCGCAGGUCGUCCAAAAGCCCCCUGUGUCUUCAGGAUUUCCGAAUGAUUGCAGUGCUCGGCCGGGGACAUUUUGGCAAGGUCCUUCUAUCUGAAUACAGACACUCAGGAAAGAUGUACGCCAUCAAAGCCCUGAAGAAAGGGGACAUUGUGGCGCGGGACGAGGUCGAGAGUUUGAUGUGUGAGAAGCGCAUCUUCGAGACGGUGAACAGCGCGCAGCAUCCGUUCCUGGUGAACCUGUUUGCAUGUUUUCAGACGCCAGAACACGUGUGUUUCGUCAUGGAGUACACGGCCGGCGGUGACCUGAUGAUGCACAUUCACGCCGACGUCUUCUCGGAAACACGCUCCGUGUUUUAUUCUGCCUGUGUUGUUUUGGGGCUUCAGUUUCUUCAUGAUAAUAAGAUUGUGUAUCGAGAUCUGAAGCUGGAUAACCUGCUGCUGGAUAUUGAAGGCUAUGUGAAAAUCGCAGACUUCGGUCUUUGUAAAGAGGGAAUGGGUCAUGGGGACAGAACCAGCACAUUUUGUGGGACUCCAGAGUUUCUUGCUCCUGAGGUUUUGACUGACACGUCCUACACGAGAGCCGUGGACUGGUGGGGUCUCGGCGUGCUCAUUUACGAGAUGCUGGUCGGAGAGUCACCGUUCCCCGGUGACGAUGAAGAGGAGGUGUUCGACAGCAUUGUAAACGAUGAAGUACGAUACCCAAGAUUCCUCUCCACCGAGGCCAUUGGCAUCAUGAGACGACUGCUGAGGCGUAAUCCCGAGAGACGGCUGGGCUCCGGGGAAAAAGACGCAGAGGACAUACGGAAACAACCGUUCUUUAGAAAUAUGGACUGGGAUGCGCUUUUGCAGCGGCGAGUUCCUCCUCCGUUCGUUCCCGCCUUGACAGGAAACGAAGACGUCAGUAACUUCGACUCCGAGUUCACCAACGAGGCUCCAACGCUGACACCUCCUCGUGAGCGCCGGAACCUCUCGCGCAAAGACCAGGACUACUUCAGGGACUUUGACUAUGUCUCGGACUUCUGCUAGGGCACAAGGUUGCAAACUGAGGCUGCUAGGUGUGGGAGAUAACUUCCUAGCGCCGUAGUUCCCAUCAAGGGUGCAUAUCCUGAGGAUUCACUCAGAGAAACAGGGACGCUGACAGGCUAAACGCCUCUGAUGACUGUAGAAGGCACAUCAAACAUGAAGAUAUUCAAGAAUCCAGAGAAUGUGAAGCUCUGCGGUGUAUCUGAAAGCUGGUGGCCAGGGUGUUUUCUCAUCCUAUUUUGGCAGGAUUUUCAGAUGGUCAGUCAGGCUUGUUCAUGACAUUUCCGAAAAUCCUCAGUACCAGACGCUCAAGUAGUCGACUGGGAUCUCAUUACUAGACUCCUGCAGGGAUGAUGUAUUUUUGUGGUCCUAAACCCAGGAACGAGCAUUUUAGCAUGUUCAGUUCCAUUACCUUGAAGUCCAUGGGUUUUUUAAAAUGAGUUUUGCCUGAAAUAAGGUCUGUGGUGAACACAAGCUCCAACAAUAUUUUCACUUUUUAUGCUCCGGCAUAUAGUACAUCAAUAAUGUAUAAAACACAAUAUGAUUUUUUUUUAACGUCUUCAAAUAAAGCUUUUGCUUACAAAAGUCUUAAUGGGAAUACAGAGGCUGCCGGUACAUUAAAGCGAUCAUGAACUGGCUUUUUAAUUUUUA
Messenger RNA from Pimephales promelas (fathead minnow), 3838 nucleotides. The record is from RefSeq and is a predicted model, not a curated record. NCBI's taxonomy places the organism in Eukaryota, Metazoa, Chordata, Actinopteri, Cypriniformes, Leuciscidae.